AUGGCUGCAAGAGCAGUGGCGGCGGCUGUCCUCCCGCUUCUCCUUCUUGUUGUCGCCACCAGCGCCUACGGCGGCGCCCAUGGUCGGCGGCCGAUAAGCCGGAGGAGCUUCCCCAAGGGCUUCCUCUUUGGGACGGCCACCUCGUCCUAUCAGGUUUCCGCUCGCUGUUCCUUCGUUGAUCCAUGGGUAGAGUUAAAAACUUUGGCAGAUAAAAUCGCCGAUAGAAGCAAUGGGGAUGUGGCAGUGGACUCCUACCAUCUUUAUAAGGAAGAUGUGCGCCUCAUGAAGGAUAUGGGAAUGGACGCAUACAGGUUCUCCAUCUCAUGGACAAGAAUUCUUCCAGAUGGAACUCUGAAAGGUGGAGUCAACCGAGAAGGCAUCAAGUAUUACAAUAACUUGAUCGAUGAGCUGCUGUCCAAAGGGGUGCAACCAUUUGUGACCCUUUUCCACUGGGACUCUCCACAGGGAUUGGAAGACAAAUAUGGAGGAUUUCUUAGCCCUAAUAUCAUAAAUGACUACAAAGAUUAUGCUGAAGUCUGCUUCAGAGAAUUCGGAGAUCGGGUGAAGCACUGGAUCACGUUCAACGAGCCCUGGUCCUUCUGUGUCACAGGUUAUGAAAGGGGCGUAUUUGCACCGGGCCGGUGUUCGCCCUGGGAGAAGGCAAACUGCAGUGCCGGAGAUUCAGGAAGGGAGCCGUACACUGCAGCCCACCAUCAGAUACUCGCUCAUGCAGCAGCCGCUAGAUUGUAUAAACAGAAAUAUAAGGCCGUGCAGAAGGGGAAGAUCGGAAUAAGUUUGGUGUCAAACUGGUUCACUCCCUUGUCUCGUUCAAAAUCAAGUGUCAUCGCGACGAGACGCGCCAUAGAAUUCAUGCUUGGAUGGUUUUUGGACCCGCUCGCCAGAGGAGACUACCCUGGGAGCAUGAAAGAAUUGGUCGGAAACCGUCUGCCGCGGUUCACCAAAAAACAGUCUAAAUUGGUGAAGGGUUCAUUCGACUUCAUUGGAAUCAACUACUAUACUACAAACUACGCGGAUAGCCUUCCUCUAUCAAAUGGCCUGAGGAACAGCUACUCUACAGAUGCUCAAGCUAAUCUGACCGGUGUCCGAAAUGGUGUCCCCAUAGGUCCUCAGGCUGCUUCACCUUGGCUCUACGUCUACCCUAAAGGGUUCCAUGAUCUUCUACUUUAUCUCAAGGAGAAGUACCGCAAUCCGCUCGUCUACAUCACUGAAAAUGGCAAGUACAUUUUCCUCCCCUGGAAAAUGGUGAGGAACCAGGUUGAAACUUAUCUGAAAAAUUAUGUGUCUUCUCUCUAUAUUUUAGGCGUUGAUGAAGCCAACAACAAGAGCCUACCACUCGAGGAAGCUCUCAAGGACGAUGCCAGGAUAGAGUACCACCACAUGCACCUUGAUGCCCUGCUGAGUGCGAUCAGGGAUGGGGCGAACGUGAAGGGGUACUUCGCGUGGUCGCUGUUAGACAAUUUUGAGUGGGCGAGCGGGUACACGGUGCGCUUCGGGUUACACUUUGUGGACUACAACCAUGGUCGGAAGCGGUACCCCAAGCGCUCCGCCGGAUGGUUCAAAAGGUUCCUCAAGAGAUGA
Messenger RNA from Triticum turgidum subsp. durum (durum wheat), 1599 nucleotides. Lineage: Eukaryota; Viridiplantae; Streptophyta; Magnoliopsida; Poales; Poaceae. The record is from the annotation of a GenBank genome assembly.